GACCGCCGGGUCUUACUUUGGCAUAUGGAAGAAGCCAUCCACUCAAGAGUUAAACCAGUUCAGCUGAAAGGGGAGCAUCACUCUAAUAUCUUCUGCCUAGCUUUCAACAGUGGCAAUACGAAAGUGUUCUCUGGAGGCAAUGAUGAGCAAGUUAUACUCCACGAUGUUGAAAGCACUGAGACCUUGGAUGUGUUUGCCCAUGAAGAUGCAGUGUACGGCCUUUCAGUGAGCCCGGUAAAUGACAACAUCUUUGCCAGUUCAUCAGAUGAUGGUCGGGUUCUUAUCUGGGACAUCCGAGAGUCUUCCCAUGGAGAGCCCUUCUGCUUGGCACACUACCCAUCAGCCUUUCACAGUGUGAUGUUUAAUCCGGUAGAACCCAGAUUACUGGCUACUGCCAACUCUAAGGAAGGUGUAGGACUCUGGGAUAUUCGUAAACCUCAGAGUUCGCUGCUCCGCUAUGGUGGAAACCUCUCCCUUCAGAGUGCCAUGAGUGUCCGGUUCAACAGCAAUGGAACUCAGCUGCUGGCACUGCGUCGGCGCCUUCCUCCAGUCCUCUAUGACAUCCACUGCCGGCUGCCUGUCUUCCAGUUUGACAACCAAGGCUACUUCAACUCAUGUACCAUGAAGAGCUGCUGUUUUGCAGGUGAUCGUGAUCAGUACAUCCUUUCGGGCUCUGAUGACUUCAAUUUGUAUAUGUGGAGGAUUCCUCCAGAUCCAGAAGCAGGUGGCAUUGGCAGGGUCGUCAAUGGUGCUUUUAUGGUCUUGAAAGGUCAUCGGUCAAUUGUAAACCAAGUCCGGUUUAAUCCUCACACUUACAUGAUCUGUUCUUCUGGCGUUGAAAAGAUUAUAAAGAUCUGGAGUCCUUACAAACAGCCUGACUGCACAGGGGAUCUGGAUGGUAGAAUUGAGGAUGAUUCACGCUGCCUCUACACUCAUGAAGAGUACAUCAGUCUUGUGUUGAACAGUGGUAGUGGUUUGUCCCAUGAUUAUGCCAACCAGUCGGUCCAGGAAGAUCCACGGAUGAUGGCCUUUUUUGACUCCCUGGUGCGCCGAGAGAUCGAGGGCUGGAGUUCCGACUCAGAUAGCGACCUCAGUGAGAGCACAAUCCUGCAGCUCCAUGCAGGAGUAAGUGAACGCUCCGCUUACAGUGAGUCGGAGUCGUCCGCCUCUUUGCAUCACUCCCCACCACAUGUGGCUGAAGAGUCUGAUGGAACUGCCUAUAACUUAAGGGCCUUAAGAUCAACUGAAUCCCCCUCAGCCAGAGAAGAUGUGGCUUCCCGUCAGCAGAGGCUCUCUGCACUGAGAAAGUACCAGGAUAAACGUCUCCUAGCCCUUUCCAAUGAGUCCGAUUCUGAUGACAAUACCUGUGAGGCAGAACUAGAUACAGACCUUUUCCCACGGCCGCGGUCCCCAAGUCCCGAGGAGAACGAAUCCAGCAGUUCCAGCAGCAGCAGUACAGAAGAUGAAGAGGAACUGAAUGAACGACGCACGUCUAUGAGGCAACGCAAUGCACUGAGGCGCCGACAGAAGGUGCAAAAGGAGGAAAGGACUAGUACUAACAUGGAGAAUGUGACUCCCUACAUAGGUGAGGAUAUCUACGAUUACCCCCAGAUCAAAGUAGAUGAUCUAUCUUCUUCGCCAGCUUCUUCACCAGAAAGGAGUUCAGCCAACAAAGAAGUUCUCAAAGAAAGGACUUCUCCUUGUUCAGAUAGUGAAUCAGUGGAGAGAAAGAUUUACAAAGCUUACAAAUGGCUUCAUUAUUCUUACAUAUCAUAUUCAGCUGGCAAGGAUGGUGAGUCCUCCAGAGGAGAUGGGGAGAAUGACGAAGGGAAACCAGGAACUAGUGGAAGGCACAGUACAACACACUCGCUAAAUAAGGAAGAUGCUAGGAACUUGAGUUUAGUAGUUCCUCAAGGGUCUCCAGCUCUUUCUACUGAAGGCCACAACAAAGAAACUUUAAAAGAAUGUGGCUGGAUAGAAAAUUCUAGUAAUGGUCAAGCUCAUGAAUGUGACAAUCAGCGGCGGAUGGAGGGUCAAGAGAACACAUCUGAAGACACUAGCAGUGGAGGAAUAGAACAUUCUUUUGAGACGAAGAAGCUCAAUGGAAAAGCUAACUGCAAAGGGCUAAAUAGUUGUACUGAAGAACCUUCGUCAAGCCAUCACUCGCUGGUCCCUCCAUUCUCCACUGUUGCCAUCUGUAGCAUGUCGGGUCACUGCUCCAGAAACCAGACUGAUGACAGCGAGGAGAGGAGCCUUGACACCUCCUGCGUUAACCACAAUAAUGGCCACUUGCAUCUUCGCCCUUCAUGCUUCAACAAUGGACAGAGUUUUGGAGAGCAGGAGACUGUGACGCAAGGACUGCAGGUGCACUCAAAUGCUGAUAAUGGCAACCUUGUACAGAUGGGCGUGACCUUGCACAAAGACUGCUGCCUGUCUGAAAUGGACUCCAACAGCUACAACGUGAGCACGAGAGAGGAUACUGCUGACUUACAUCCUACAGGCAGUGAGAGCACUCAAUCUCUCGGAGGACUGAAAAGACACAGAGUGGAGUUGGAAGAUGCAGAUUCAGAGAGUUCAUCCUUAGAAAAGAAGUUAAAAACAUGA
This is a messenger RNA of Tauraco erythrolophus (red-crested turaco), 2604 nucleotides long. The record is from RefSeq and is a predicted model, not a curated record. NCBI's taxonomy places the organism in Eukaryota, Metazoa, Chordata, Aves, Musophagiformes, Musophagidae.